AGAAUCUUUAUUAUUUAUGGGGUUAUUUUUUAACUAAUAAUGCAUUCCUGUAAUUUACAAAUAAACUUUACAAGUCACUACUCACUAGUUAUUUGCUAAAAUUAAUAGUUAAUAAAUGAUAUUUCUGUUUAGAUGUUGGAUUUCAUUUUUUAAUAUUAAUUAUAGUUAGUUUUAGAUUCUAGCCUCCAAUUACAUUUAAAAUAUUAACAAUGUCCAGACUUUCUAAAGAAGAAAUAGCUAAGCAAUUUAUGCUUCCUGAGCGUAAGUCAAAAAUCGCUACUCUGCUUAAACAAGAUGGCCAAGCUUACUGUAUUUGUCGAUCAUCUGAUAGUUCAAGAUUUAUGAUAGGUUGUGAUGCAUGUGAAGAUUGGUAUCACGGUGACUGUAUAGGAAUAACAAGAAAACAAUCUAAGCUUAUUAAACAAUAUUUUUGUGAUAAAUGUAAAUCUGAAGACCCUACAUUGAAAACAGUAUUUAAGACUUCAUUAAGUCGUAGUGAAAAUAAAGAAAAAAAUGAUCAAUUUGAUACUAGUAAACUUGACAAUCGUGGAAGACAUCAUCACAAGUACAAAUCAUGUGGUCGAUGUGAUAACUGCAAACAAACUGAAGACUGUGGAUUGUGUUUUGGGUGUAUUGAAAUGCGAAGAUUUGGUGGAACAAACUUAUGUGAAAACAGAAAAUGUCAAAAACUCAACAAACAGGAAAAUAGAUCAGCAUCAAAACCCAUUAAACGAAAACGUAAAGACUCGAGUUCUGAUGCAGAACACAAUAUUAAUUUACCAGUCGCAAAUCGUGGCCAAUGUUAUGGCCCUGGUUGUACACAAAUGGCUAGACAUAAUUCAAAAUACUGCUCGGAUAAAUGUGGGAUAAAUUUGGCCAAUGCAAGAAUUUUUCAUGUGCUACCUCCAAGACUCCAAGAAUGGAGUUUAUCACCAUGCAUUGCCGAAGAAACUAAUAAAAAAAACUUAGAAGUAGUAAGGAAGGAGCAGCUAGAAGUCAGAGAUAUAUUAAAAGAAUUAGACAAGAGACAUAAGGAGUUAGAUAAAUUAUUAGAAAAGUCGAAAUUACUAACUGUGGAUCUAAAUCAAGAAGUACAAGACGUUGAUGAAGAAAUGAGCAUGCAUUGUGUGACUUGUGGACAUGAAAUACAUACUAGAACUGCUAUUAAACAUAUGGAAAAAUGUUUUAACAAGUAUGAAAGUCAAUCAUCAUUUGGAUCUAUAUACAAGACUAGAAUUGAUGGUAACAACAUGUUUUGUGAUUUUUAUAACUCGUCGCAAGGUACCUAUUGUAAAAGAUUAAGAGUAUUAUGUCCAGAACAUUUCAAAGACUUUACUAUUAUAAGCGACACUGAGGUAUGUGGUUGUCCAUUGGUUUCAAAUGUAUUCAAUUUAACUGGGGAAUUUUGUCGCGCUCCAAAAAAAAAUUGCAUUAAACAUUUCUGCUGGGACAAAUUAAGACGUGCUGAAAUUGACAUGGAAAGAGUUCGCCAGUGGUUAAAACUAGAUGAAUUAGUUGAGAAAGAACGGCAGAUAAGACAUAGAAUGUCAACACGUGCUGGUGUUUUAGCUUUAAUGUUACAUUCAACGUAUGACCAUGAUAUGAUGGAACGCCUUACAUCUGAAGCUAAUUCCAAACAUCAAAGAGAAAACAAUCCUAGUACUUUAUCAAAAUUAACCGUAGCACCUGAUGAAUAGUGCUGAGUUACUAUUCUGAAUGAAAAUUCAUUUACAAGAAUGGUGACCUCUGGAUGUGUUUAAUGAAACAUUCUUUACUUAUGAGUACUUGUGUUUUUUUUCUAUCCCUUAAAAUUUGUAUUCAUAAUUCAAUUGUAAUUAUCCAUUAACCUUGAUGUAAAAUUUAAUAAAAAUAUGAAAAAUUCAUAACUGUUAUUUGAUUGAUUCUGUUUUACCCAGAAUUGUACCAAGAAAAUAUUUAUCAUUGUGUUUGCUGAGAACCUUCUAGGCAAAACUUCAGUAAAUCAUUCAAGAAUUGUUACCUAUAGCUACUUGAGUAAUUCAACUAUUUUAAAUCAAUAUUUUUGAUUGGUAACUGGUAAAUAAAUUUAAUAGUUUGUAAUACUGUCGUAUAAAUGGACACUAUACCACCCAUUUUUAAGGAGUAAAGUAUAGGCAAUUUUUCCCAAAAUCUUAAUAAGAGCUUGCAAUACAGUGUAUACUUAUUAAUACAGUAAUGAGGAUUCUUUAGUGAUUGGCGAUUGCCAUCUUUCGUUACAUUAUCACAGUAAUCCUAUAAGAUAAAUUAAAAACAAAAUUCCCAUCAAAAUUGCUUUGCGUUGGAAGAACAGAUAUGAAAACCCUCCCCAUUUAUUAAAAGCUACCCAGAACAUGUUUUUUUAACAUAAUUUUUAAUUUGAUGGCCACUUAAUUAAAAAAAACAUUUGAUUACUUUUUACUCUGAAGACAACAAAAAUAAUUUGCGAGCGGCUCCUAAAUUAACACUCUCAUAUCUUCCCUGGGCCCUUUGAAAAAAUGCGUGUUUAUUUAGCCGCCUAAGUAUUUAGUAUGAGUGUCACUGCUGGAAUGAAAGCCUUUAAAGAAAUAAACAUUUUACCUGAUGCAUCACUGCCCACAAUUAAUUUUAUUGAAAAUAUGGAAAAAUUGUUUGACAUUUAAUUUAU
This is a messenger RNA of Adelges cooleyi (spruce gall adelgid), 2641 nucleotides long. RefSeq names its product CXXC-type zinc finger protein 1-like. Gene Ontology annotation, cellular component: Set1C/COMPASS complex. The transcript has 11 exons. Bases 210 to 1697 code for a protein of 495 amino acids. Lineage: Eukaryota; Metazoa; Arthropoda; Insecta; Hemiptera; Adelgidae. Gene Ontology annotation, biological process: positive regulation of DNA-templated transcription. Gene Ontology annotation, molecular function: zinc ion binding; DNA binding. The record is from RefSeq and is a predicted model, not a curated record.